Messenger RNA from Cherax quadricarinatus, 2749 nucleotides. NCBI's taxonomy places the organism in Eukaryota, Metazoa, Arthropoda, Malacostraca, Decapoda, Parastacidae. The record is from RefSeq and is a predicted model, not a curated record.
CAAAGCAGCAGCACACCACCUGCUACACAGCAGUAGCACUCUACCUGCUACACAACAGUAAUACACUACCUGUUACACAGCAGUAGCAGACCACCUGCUACACAGCAGUAGCACACUACCUGCUACACAUCCAGUGAGACGCUGAGGGAACUACUGCUACACAGUAGUAGCACACUACCUGCUGCUACACAUCAUGAGACGGCGCGGGAUCCCAGUGGUUCCUGGUCUUGCUGCCAUGUGUAUCUUAUGGACGCUGACAACAGCAGGAGUACAGGAGUCAGGAAGCUUCGGUGCAGGUGUUCACGUGGUGGGUCUGCUAGGAGACGCGAGCACCAGGGAGGACCACUUUCUGCAAUCUCUCUGCAGGCUGCAGUACCCCAAUGUUCAGGUGUUGAAAAACUGGUGUCCUUCAGGAAGGUGUGAGGAGGACGCCAGACUGGAGGACCAGCUGAAGAACUUGCCCGAGGACGACCUAGUUAUUGUUGUCAGCUUGUGGGGCGAGUUUGUUUACUUCGUAGCAAGUUACGCGGACGCCAGAGCGCACCUGAUGGAUGUUGAAAAUUCACUGAUCGUGGCUCAUGUUUCUUUCCUGAGUCCUGAUGACGGCAAGAAACAGAAACGAAAGGAGAAAUACGUAGAUAAGAAAACGGCCGAAGAGGGUGAAGAGGAUAAAAUGAAUAACGAGGAGAGAGAGGGAGAACAUGAUAGUAUUAGAGACAAUGUAAAUAUUCCUAGAGAAUCAGGGGAAAAUCUCGAAAAGGAAACUAAAUUUAAGAAUAAUGAGGCAAAAGUCUUAGCUAGAAAGAAGCAAGAAGAUUACGAAGAUGAGAACACAGGACUGAAAAAAGACGCGAUUCAGAUCUCUGAUAAAAACGAUAAUGACGAAAAAAAUAAAAGAAAAAUAAGAGAAGUUGAAGAGGAAGCCAACUUUUCAAGCGAGAAUAAAGACGAUGAAGCAGCGAAGAAAGGAAAGACAAAGGGAAGUAAUAAAGAAGAAGUAAGGACUGACGAGAACCUCGUCUGGUCUGUUCUUAAAGGAGGAGUGGUUAUGGGUCGAGUGAGUAGCCUGAUGAGAACGCUGCAGGAGCGGCGAGUGGGUGGCACCCAGCUUGUGGAUGACAUCCAGCGUGAGGGUGGCACCCAGAGUGAGGGUGGCAUCCAGCGUGAGGGUGGCACCAUACAGACAGUGCCAGACACUGUCGCUGAGUAUGUCGUCUUUGGAGAGAGACAGGAGGGUACACUCACAAUGACCGAGCCUCUACGAGUGGCGUUCAGUCCUGCAGGCAGCGCUGACGUUGAGGCCAGGCGGCCCCUGCUGGCCUACAGUCUCCAUCAAAACCUCGACUUUUAUAACACUUUCGAAGUGCUGGGUGAAGAGCGAGGGGCGUGCCCCUACUACCCUUACUCCGCCCACGCCACGCCCACUCAGCUUGAACAAGAUCCUCGGCUACUGGUGGUUCUCCUGCUGGGAGGUUCCUGGGCUCCCUUCCUGGAUGAGGUACUGAGGGGCCUUGCCUCACAGACCUACCCAAAAGACAAAAUGGAUAUCUGGAUCUUGGCCAAGACAGGUCAACAGGAGACAGAAAUCUCCCAGUUUAUGGCGCGUCACCAGCACCAGUACGCGUCCCUGGAGGUGACCAGGGACCAGGAGCUACAACCACACCUGGCCAGGAGUAAGUGUGAAGCUGUGGGCUGCUCCUUCCUGCUGCUGAUGGAGCCACAGGGGCUCCUGGAGGACCCGGCCACCAUCUCUACACUCGUCGCCUCCGACAGGUCAGUUGUGGCGCCUCUGCUGAAGCAGAGGAGGAAGGACGGGAAGGUCAACUACAUGUACGGCGGCGCCUCCAGCUCUGUCUGGAAUCAGUUCAUUCGUGACCGCACCUUCAGGGCGACGUUGCAGGUGGAAGACGUGCACACCAUUAGACUCGUCAGAAGAGACCUUAUCGACGACUACCUAGCUGGCAAGCAGGUUGUUUGCUACAUCAACACAUCAGGUAGGAGCGGACAGCUGCUCGAUCCUCGAGGGUAUAAGGAAGGUAAGAAACACCCAGACCUGUGGGGUAUCAGGCACAACACGGAGGCCUGGAGUCGAAGGUACCUCCAUCCUGACCUCUUCAAGAUCAUCAAGGGCAAGAAGGAACCCGAGGAGGUUGGUGCUUAUCUGUACUACGUUCCUUUCUUCACCGAGCGUUUCUGUAAGGAAAUGAUCGAGGAGAUGGAACAUUUCGGUCAGUGGUUCAACAAAGACUAUGAUGACCGUGACGAGGGCCACGUCUACAGCAGUGUGAACAUCAACCUAAGUCAGAUAGGUUACUCUCGCGAGUACAACAUGAUCAUCAACUCCGUCAAGAUGGAGCUGCUGAAGACGCUGUACGGGUACAGCUCGCGGGGUGCAGCUAUGCUACUCUUCGUACUCAAGUACUCAGCCAGCUCCCACUACAACACCUUCACCUACCACCUGGACGGAGGAACCUACACCUUCAAUAUCGCGCUUAACAGUGGCUUUAUGGGAGGUGGUCUGGAGUACAAGUUAGGUAACACAUACUUCGGGACAGAGCGAAGAGUUUGUGGUUUUUCCCACAAAAAGAACGGCUGGGCCGUGGUCCAGCCGGACCGGCCGCUACACAUGCAUCAUGGGGUGCCCCUGACCUUCGGUGUGCGCUAUGCUCUCAUUGCUAUCAUUGAAUGCGCAGGGUGGAGGGUGGUCCCCCUACAUCUAGAACUGGCGACAUCCCAACGGGUUGGCUAA